Molecule: messenger RNA, 1002 nt
Organism: Acanthosepion pharaonis
Lineage: Eukaryota; Metazoa; Mollusca; Cephalopoda; Sepiida; Sepiidae
Source: the annotation of a GenBank genome assembly
AUGAAGCACAAAUAUCGAGAGCAGCUUCUGAAGUUUGCCUGUAACCAUUGUGGUAAACGCUAUCUACGCCGAUGCCAUUUAAGGAUGCACCAGUACUCAAAGCACUCCAUACCACACAAUGUUCAAAUAUUCCGUUGUGAAGAAGAAGGAUGUCGCUACACCUGUAUUCGUCGUAUGAGUCUGAUUCAGCACAAGUCGAAACAUGUCAAGGAAAAACAGUAUUCGUGUGAGUACUGUGGCAAAAAAAUGAAGACAGCAGUGACUUUGCGUAAACACAUUAGUAAGAUACAUCUAAAUAUCCGUCCAUACCUGUGCCAGAUGUGUGCACAGGCUUUUGGUGAGGACAGUGAGCUCCAAUCUCACAUCAAGCAGAGACAUACUUCCCAUGAUGAAAAGGACUUUUUCUGUCAGUUCUGCCCUUAUGCAACUUCCAAUAAGUAUUCCUAUCAGACGCACAUGUACCGAGUCCACAAAACACGUGCACCAGGAGAUAACCGAGAGGAAUUCAAGUGUUCGCACUGCGAUUUUGUGACUAUUUUUGGGCAUCGUUACCGCAUCCACAUGAAUAGUCACAACAACAUCCGCCAGUAUGUUUGUGAAUUUUGCAGCAAGGCAUUUGUCUCGUCCAACAGCCUUCGUCGACACAAGCUCUGGCUGCAUUCCUCAGAAAGUUUGUCCUGCCCAUUUUGUUCAUAUGAGACAAAAACAAAACAAAGCUUGAGUGUACAUGUUCGUACCCAGCACACAAUGAAAGGAGUCAAGCCAUACAUGUGUCGUUAUUGUGACUUCCGCUCAGCCACAGGAGGAAACUGUCGCAAACAUAUUAUGAAUAAGCAUAAAGGGCUGGAAGUUGAAUAUGUAAAAGAUACGACCCUGCUUGAAGCAGCCAAAGCCAGUUUAGAUUCUAUGGCUACUCAGUUUACAUCUAUGUUUAUGAUGGAUCAGCAUGAAGAUAAACCUGUUGGCUACAAUGAACAGAGAGACAAUUCUUUAAUUAACUAA